CUUCUUUCCAAAAGAGAAGGCGGAAAGAAAAUUAAUUUUCCCACUCCCCCAAACACGAAAUAGAAAAUCCUUCUCUUUCCGAGAAAAAAAAGUGAGAGAAACAGCUCGGAAUUUGAUUGUUUGGUAUCUUGUUAAUCUUCAGCUUCAUAGAUCGGAGGAUUCCGGAGGUCAGAAAAUCUCCAAGUUUUACGUGCAUAGGGUACAUUUCUAUCGUUUAUUGCGUUGUUGACGUUCGCUCUGAUUCCUGGGGCUUCUGCAAAACCCUAAUUCGGUGUCCUGGGAUUUGCCUUGUUAUGGUUCUUCUUCCGUGGAUUUCCCUGUUUCUAGGGUUUGUUAGUUUUCCUGUUUGAGCCGAAUUCGAUUGCAGAUGGUUGCCUUAGCGAGUAACCGCAAGCGAAGCGACGAAUGCUGGAGCUUGAAUCACCAAACGACGAUCCCGUCAUCAUAUUUUCACACCUCGAAGAAACGGAGAUUCUCCUUUGGUAUACAGGCAAAUUCGGACAAGCCAGUUCCUUCUUCAAACAUUACAGUCUCGAGAAUGUCCAGGUACCCUGACGCGAAAGCCCCCUUUAAGCGAGAGGUUCACGCCCCUAGCAGAGGAUUUCUCAGAUUCGGAUUGUUGGGUCGAUCUUCAGUACAAGAAAGAAAGGUGAAAUCUAAUGAUUUCUGUGAGAAAGACCAGAUUGAUCGUGAAACGGGCAGUGUUUUCCGGCGCAAGUAUGAUGAUGCAAAGAAAACCGCACUGGAUGCAUUGAGGUAUUAUAAAAAGGAUAAGGAAGUGGUGGAUUUGGACGAUGAAUCUGAAAAGGAUGCAAUUUCCGAAGAUUCAAACACCGAAGAAGUUGAAGUGGUUGAAGUUGGUAGGGAAAAAUUGUUGGAGGAGACGAAUGUUAAGCUGUCUUCUUCUUCGGGCAUUACUGAUGUUGACAAUGGUAACAACCUGAGAAUAGAUGAUGCUGGCAAGAUGUUGGAUUCACUGUCUUUGAAUCGAGAAGUGGAGGAUUCUUCAGGCCUUGAAGCAUACAAAAAGCUUCUGGAGAGCGUAGAGAGGCGGAAAUCGAAGUUGGAAGCACUAAGUUUCGAGAUUGUGUUAAAUGAAAAGCGGUUGUCUCACCUACGUGAGUCACAUUCUCUGAAAAAGCCAGCGGAAAAGGCUGUUGAGGUGCCUCGUGAACCAUUUAUACCUCUUACUGAUGAGGAAGAAUUAGAAGUCCAACGUGCUUUCUCUACUAGAAAUCGAAGGAAGGUCUUGGUUACUCAUGAAAACUCCAAUAUUGACAUCACCGGAGAAGUUCUACAGUGCCUUACACCGACUUCAUGGUUGAACGAUGAGGUCAUCAACGUCUAUCUUGAAUUGCUAAAAGAAAGAGAAACUAGAGAGCCUCGAAAGUUUUUGAAAUGUCAUUUCUUCAGUACAUUUUUUUACAAGAAGCUAGUAAGCAAUGCUGGUUACAAUUACAAAGCUGUGAGGAGAUGGACUACACAGAGGAAGUUGGGAUAUUGCCUCAUUGAUUGUGACAAGAUAUUUGUUCCCAUUCACCGAGGUGUGCAUUGGACCUUGGCAAUUAUUAAUAAUCGAGACCGCAAGUUUCAGUAUCUCGAUUCGCUAAAUGGAAUCGAUCCCAUAAUUUUGAAUGCACUGGCUAAGUACUUGGUGGACGAAGCGAAAGACAAGAGGGGGAAAGACGUCGACGUUAGUUCCUGGGAAAUGGAAUUUGUGGAGGAUCUUCCUCAGCAGCAUAAUGGAUACGACUGUGGGAUGUUUAUGCUCAAGUACAUAGAUUUCUACAGUCGAGGUCUCGGACUGCAUUUCAGACAGGAGCACAUGCCAUAUUUCAGGUUGAGAACCGCAAAGGAAAUUCUUAGACUGCGAGCCGACUGAAGCUGCAUUUGAAGAUUUUUUUUUUUUUUUUUUUUGGGUAUUGGGGUAGUGAUGCUUUCAGCUUCAAAGCAAAAAGGGUAAAAAAAGCCACGGAGGAUAAGGCCAGUGAAUGUUUGAUGUUGUAGGAGUUCAUAUACAACUUAUAACAAUAGUUUUUUUUUUUUGUUAUUGGAUUUUUUUUUUAUUUUUUUUUUUUAGCUUUGGGUUUGGCUUGUGUCGAUCCCAACAACAAAUGAAAGCUUUUGGAUCUC
This is a messenger RNA of Tarenaya hassleriana, 2133 nucleotides long. Its product is annotated as ubiquitin-like-specific protease ESD4. The transcript has 10 exons. The coding region runs from base 368 to 1882 and encodes 504 amino acids. Gene Ontology annotation, molecular function: deSUMOylase activity. The record is from RefSeq and is a predicted model, not a curated record. Lineage: Eukaryota; Viridiplantae; Streptophyta; Magnoliopsida; Brassicales; Cleomaceae. Gene Ontology annotation, cellular component: nucleus. Gene Ontology annotation, biological process: protein desumoylation.